CUACAACUCCACAACAUAAGUCAAAAUGGUAUGUGUUUAGAGAGAUGAUGGAGGUGUACAUGGUGAUUCUUUCACAGUGGUUUGCAAGGGGUAUGCUUUAUACUGGUCUGUGUAUUUGAUUCGAUCCCCAGAAGAUGUACCAGGAAGAGGAUGAAGAUGAAGAUGAAAAGGUAUUAAAAAGUCGAAGGGAGGCAUGGGAGGAAGUGUAGACACAAAGUGCCUGUGAGGGAAGCAAAGCCAGAGAGGAGAUGGCUGAAUACACCUUGCCGAACAAGAGUGCCAUUUCUGCUUUAUCCAACGAUGUUGUAAACGAUCAAAGUCUCACGAUGGCCUCUUCAGCGGAGAUGCAGAAACAGGUGAAAUAUGAACUCAUGUACACUCCAACACCCUCAUUGUUGCAACAAUACUAACAGUCUUUACAUAGUCUUCCAAGGCUCAGAACCCUAUGCGUGAAUUGAAGAUCGAGAAGCUCGUUCUCAACAUUUGUGUUGGUGAAUCUGGUGACAGAUUGACCAGAGCUUCCAAGGUUUUGGAACAAUUGUCUGGUCAAACCCCAGUUCAAUCCAAGGCUAGAUACACCGUUAGAACCUUUGGUAUCAGAAGAAACGAGAAGAUUGCCGUUCACGUUACCAUCAGAGGUCCAAAGGCUGAGGAGAUCUUGGAGAGAGGUUUGAAGGUCAAGGAGUACCAAUUGAGAGAGAGAAACUUCUCCGAGACUGGUAACUUUGGUUUCGGUAUCCAAGAGCACAUUGACUUGGGUAUCAAGUACGACCCAGCUAUCGGUAUCUACGGUAUGGACUUCUACGUUGUCAUGGGUAGACCAGGUGCUAGAAUCGCCAGAAGAAAGAGAACCCAAUCCGUCAUUGGUAACUCCCACAAGACCACCAAGGAGGACACUGUCCAAUGGUUCAAGCAAAAAUACGAUGCUGAGGUUUUGAACAAAUAAGAGUAAGGGCUUUAAUGUGAUUUGU
Williopsis jadinii is the source of this 971-nucleotide messenger RNA. RefSeq names its product 60S ribosomal protein uL5 (gene RPL11B). The record is from RefSeq and is a predicted model, not a curated record. Gene Ontology annotation, biological process: translation. Gene Ontology annotation, molecular function: RNA binding; structural constituent of ribosome. The coding region runs from base 446 to 946 and encodes 166 amino acids. Lineage: Eukaryota; Fungi; Ascomycota; Saccharomycetes; Phaffomycetales; Wickerhamomycetaceae. Gene Ontology annotation, cellular component: ribosome; cytosolic large ribosomal subunit. The transcript has a single exon.